AGAUUGUAAAUGAAAUGACACUGCUGAGAUUUUCCUUUCCUUUCUUCCUCUCAGAUACGUCACGACGGGUCCAACAGUUAUCGUCUGAUGCAACUCGGUUGCCUCGAGAGCGUCGCCAACUCUUCGGUGGCCUACAGCUCGUCCUCGCCGCUCACAGCCUACCCCCCGGCGGCCACAGAGUUCGCCUCGCCCUACUUCUCAACCAACCACCAGUACACCCCCCUGCACCACCAGUCCUUCCACUAUGACUUCCAGCACUCCCACCCAGCCGUGGGCCCAGAAGCAUAUGGCCUCAACUCUCUCCACUCCGGGCAGUACUACCAGCAGAUUCACCAUGCAACACAUGGAGAUGCAGACUUCAUCAACCUGCACAGUGCCCGUGCACUCAAGUCCUCGUGCCUGGAUGAUCAGCAGAGGCGCGAGUUGGGCUGCCUGGACGCUUACCGGCGACAUGACCUGUCUUUGAUGACGUCACACGGUGGACAGUAUAGCAUGCACCACGACCAGAGGCUGCUGCCUGCGGCAGGUCUGGGGCUCCCAACCCCUGGGGCGGAUGACCUGCAGGGCUCCGUCGAGGCGCAGUGCGGGCUCAUGCUCAAUGGCCAAGGUGGCGUCAUCCGAAGAGGAGGUACCUGUGUGGUGAACCCGACAGAUCUGUUCUGCUCUGUCCCUGGCCGUCUGUCCCUCCUGAGCUCAACCUCCAAAUAUAAAGUCACCAUCGCUGAGGUGAAGAGACGCCUCUCGCCUCCAGAGUGUCUCAACGCCUCACUACUGGGAGGAAUCCUCCGCAGAGCUAAGUCUAAGAAUGGUGGUCGUUGUCUGAGAGAGAAGUUGGAUCGACUUGGACUCAACCUGCCAGCUGGUCGGAGAAAAGCUGCCAACGUUACACUCCUCACCUCUCUGGUGGAAGGUGAGGCGCUCCACCUGGCUAGAGACUUUGGUUAUACGUGUGAGACAGAGUUUCCUACCAAGGCAGUAGGAGAACACCUUGCCAGUCAACACAAUGAACCCAAGGAGACCAACGCACGCAAGAAAAUGGUGCUGGCCACCAAGCAGAUCUGUAAAGAGUUUCAGGACCUGUUGAGUCAGGACCGUUCUCCUCUUGGCUCCUCCAGACCCACACCUAUACUGGACCUGGAUAUACAGAGACACCUCACACACUUCAGUCUGAUCACCCAUGGGUUUGGGACUCCGGCGGUGUGCGCAGCUCUUAGCACCUUCCAGACCGUUCUCAGUGAGAUGCUCAACUUCCUGGACAAACAAUCUGCCGCUGGGAACCAUGGGAAAACCUCAGGUCAGGAGACGGAAAAGACCGGAAACGCCCGUAAAAACAGCGAACCGCUCAAUAAAGAGGAGAAAGCUGAAAAGACAGAGUAACCCCUUCCCUGUGCCUUGGGAGGAUAAGCUAUGGAGGCAGAUAUGUUUAUUAAUUCUGAACAACAGGGAGUAGAGACAUGGACUUCUGGUCACCGCCAUCUGGGAGCCAACGGGAGAGGAGCACACUGUUCUUCCUUCAGCCUCCACCUGAACAGUGCAAUUAAUGCCAUCAGAGUGUUUACCAUUUUAGAAUUGUGAGACUGGGGUCUGGGGUUACCGUGUUGGUGAGAGUUUGAGCCUGGGGUUACCAUGUUGGUGAGAGUGUGAGACUGGGGUUACCAUGUUGGUGAGAGUGUGAGACUGGGGUCACUAUGUUGGUGAGACUGGGGUCUGGGGUUACUAUGUUGGUGAGAGUGUGAGACUGGGUUACUAUGUUGGUGAGAGUGUGAGACUGGGUUACUAUGUUGGUGAGAGUGGAGACUGGGGUUACUAUGUUGGUGAGAGUGUGAGACUGGGGUUACUAUGUUGGUGAGAGUGUGAGACUGGGGUUACUAUGUUGGUGAGAGUGUGAGACUGGGGUUACUAUGUUGGUGAGAGUGUGAGACUGGGGUUACUAUGUUGGUGAGAGUGUGAGACAGGGGUUACUAUGUUGGUGAGAGUGUGAGACAGGGGUUACUAUGUUGGUGAGACUGGGGUCUGGGGUUACUAUGUUGGUGAGAGUGUGAGACUGGGUUACUAUGUUGGUGAGAGUGUGAGACUGGGGUUACUAUGUUGGCAUAAGUGUGAGACUGGGUUACUAUGUUGGUGAGAGUGUGAGACUGGGUUACUAUGUUGGUGAGAGUGUGAGACUGGGGUUACUAUGUUGGCAUAAGUGUGAGACUGGGUUACUAUGUUGGUGAGAGUGUGAGACUGGGGUUACUAUGUUGGUGAGAGUGUGAGACUGGGGUAACUAAGUUGGUGAGACUGGGGUCUGGGGUUACUAUGUUGGUGAGAGUGUGAGACUGGGGUCACUAUGUUGGUGAGACUGGGGUUACCAUGUUGGUGAGACUGGGGUUACCAUGUUGGUGAGACUGGGGUUACCAUGUUGGUGAGACUGGGGUUACCAUGUUGGUGAGACUGGGGUUACCAUGUUGGUGAGACUGGGGUUACCAUGUUGGUGAGACUGGGGUUACCAUGUUGGUGAGACUGGGGUUACCAUGUUGGUGAGACUGGGGUUACCAUGCUGGUGAGAUUGUGAGACUGGGCUUACUAUGUUGGUGAGAUUGUGAGAGUGGGGUUACUAUGUUGGUGAGAGUGGGGUUACUAUGUUGGUGAGACUGGGGUUACUAUGUUGGUGAGAUUGUGAGACUGGGGAUACUAUGUUGGUGAGAUUGUGAGACUGGGGAUACUAUGUUGGUGAGAUUGUGAGACUGGGGUUACUAUGUUGGUGAGAGUGUGAGACUGGGCUUACUAUGUUGGUGAGAGUGUGAGACUGGGCUUACUAUAUUGGUGAGAGUGUGAGACUGGGUUUACUAUGUUGGUGAGACUGGGGUUACUAUGUUGGUGAGAUUGUGAGACUGGGGUUACUAUGUUGGUGAGAUUGUGAGACUGGGGAUACUAUGUUGGUGAGAUUGUGAAACUGGGGAUACUAUGUUGGUGAGAUUGUGAGACUGGGGUUACUAUGUUUGUGAGAUUGUGAGACUGGGGUUACUAUGUUGGUGAGACUGAGCUUACUAUGUUGGUGAGACUGGGCUUACUAUGUUGGUGAGAGUGUGAGACUGGGCUUACUAUGUUGGUGAGAGUGUGAGACUGGGCUUACUAUAUUGGUGAGAGUGUGAGACUGGGGUUACUAUGUUGGUGAGAGUGGAGACUGGGGUUACUAUGUUGAUGAGAGUGUGAGACUGGGGUUACUAUGUUGGUGAGAGUGUGAGACUGGGGUUACUAUGUUGGUGAGAGUGUGAGACUGGGGUUACUAUGUUGGUGAGAGUGUUAGACUGGGGUUACUAUGUUGGUGAGAGUGUGAGACUGGGGUUACUAUGUUGGUGAGACUGGGGUUACUAUGUUGGUGAGAUUGUGAGACUGGGGUUACUAUGUUGGUGAGAUUGUGAGACUGGGGUUACUAUGUUGGUGAGAUUGUGAGACUGGGGAUACUAUGUUGGUGAGAUUGUGAGACUGGGGAUACUAUGUUGGUGAGAUUGUGAGACUGGGGAUACUAUGUUGGUGAGAUUGUGAGACUGGGGAUACUAUGUUGGUGAGAUUGUGAGACUGGGGUUACUAUGUUGGUGAGACUGAGCUUACUAUGUUGGUGAGACUGGGCUUACUAUGUUGGUGAGACUGGGCUUACUAUGUUGGUGAGAGUGUGAGACUGGGCUUACUAUGUUGGUGAGAGUGUGAGACUGGGCUUACUAUAUUGGUGAGAGUGUGAGACUGGGGUUACUAUGUUGGUGAGAGUGGAGACUGGGGUUACUAUGUUGAUGAGAGUGUGAGACUGGGGUUACUAUGUUGGUGAGAGUGUGAGACUGGGGUUACUAUGUUGGUGAGAGUGUGAGACUGGGGUUACUAUGUUGGUGAGAGUGUUAGACUGGGGUUACUAUGUUGGUGAGAGUGUGAGACUGGCGUUACUAUGUUGGUGAGAGUGUUAGACUGGGGUUACUAUGUUGGUGAGAGUGUGAGACUGGGGUUACUAUGUUGGUGAGACUGGGGUUACUAUGUUGGUGAGAGUGUCAGACUGGGGUUACUAUGUUGGUGAGACUGGGGUUACUAUGUUGGUGAGAGUGUGAGACUGGGGUUACUAUGUUGGUGAGAGUGGAGACUGGGGUUACUAUGUUGAUGAGAGUGGACACUGGGGUUACUAUGUUGGUGAGAGUUUUAGACUGGGGUUACUAUAUUGGUGAGAGUGUGAGACUGGGGUUACUAUGUUGGUGAGAGUUUUAGACUGGGGUUACUAUGUUGGUGAGAGUGUGAGACUGGGGUUACUAUGUUGAUGAGAGUGGAGACUGGGGUUACUAUGUUGAUGAGAGUGGAGACUGGGGUUACUAUGUUGAUGAGAGUGGAGACUGGGGUUACUAUGUUGGUGAGAGUGUGAGACUGGGGUUACUAUGUUGGUGAGAGUGUGAGACUGGGGUUACUAUGUUGGUGAGAGUGUGAGACUGGGGUUACUAUGUUGGUGAGAGUGUUAGACGGGGGUUACUAUGUUGGUGAGACUGGGGUUACUAUGUUGGUGAGAGUGUUAGACUGGGGUUACUAUGUUGGUGAGAGUGUGAGACUGGGGUUACUAUGUUGGUGAGACUGGGGUUACUAUGUUGGUGAGAGUGGGGUUACUAUGUUGGUGAGAGUGUGUGUGUGCGCCUCUGUGUGCGCCUCUGUGUGCGCCUCUGUGUGCGCCUCUGUGUGCGCCUCUGUGUGCGCCUCUGUGUGCGCCUCUGUGUGCGCCUCUGUGUGCGCCUCUGUGUGCGCCUCUUGCUUGCCUGUGUGUGUGUGUGAGUCCAGAUUUCUGAGACUAGUCCAUUUUGUAAUGAUGACUAUUCAGUUGCCAUAGAAACAGUUUGUUGUGCAUGUCUAUCUUUGUACACUCCCCAGAACUAUGUUUACGACACAAGCUCUUU
This is a messenger RNA of Oncorhynchus kisutch (coho salmon), 4901 nucleotides long. RefSeq names its product transcription factor AP-2-delta-like. NCBI's taxonomy places the organism in Eukaryota, Metazoa, Chordata, Actinopteri, Salmoniformes, Salmonidae. Gene Ontology annotation, biological process: anatomical structure development; regulation of transcription by RNA polymerase II; regulation of cell population proliferation. The transcript is spliced from 7 exons. Bases 88 to 1377 code for a protein of 429 amino acids. Gene Ontology annotation, cellular component: nucleus. Gene Ontology annotation, molecular function: RNA polymerase II transcription regulatory region sequence-specific DNA binding; DNA-binding transcription factor activity, RNA polymerase II-specific. The record is from RefSeq and is a predicted model, not a curated record.